AUGUCGACGACCAUAAAACUAGAUCACUCUGGUUUGCCCCUUAUUCCUCAGCCAACAGACUCUCCGUCAGACCCACUGAAUUAUCCAAAUUGGCUGAAGUAUCUCAUACUGGGGGAAAUAUCCGUUCUCGCCUUUCUCGUGACUCUGAACAUUGCGAUGAUCAACCCCGCGAUAGUUCCUCUCUCGGAGGAAUUUAGCAUCACUCCUGUUGCUGCCACAUACCAGACCACCGUCGCCAUUGGGGCGGCCGCAUUUGGACCUUUGUUGUUCACUCCCUUUGCCAAUGUGUAUGGCCGACGUCCUGCGUACCUCCUGGCGAUCUUGGUCGGGUUUGCGUCAUCAGUUGCAUCAGCGACUACGACAACCUAUGGUGGAUUGAUCGCCGCAAGGGCCGUCAUUGGUUUGGGUCCUAGUGCAGCCAUGGGACUCGGAGUGGGGACAGUCGUCGACGUGUUCUACAUGCAUGAGAGGGGAAGGGCUAUGGGAUUGUUUACUUUGUCGAUGACGAAUGGAGGACAUCUUGCACCGAUCGUUGGUGGAUAUGUUGCCCGCAAUCUUGGGUGGAGGUGGUGCUUCUGGGUCGGUGCUAUAUUGAACGCGGCUAUGUUUGUGAUAUGUCUUUUUGCCCUGCCCGAGACCCAGUUUGAUCGUUCACUCGCCAUUGAAGAACUGGACAAAAACCUUCCUUGUUCGAAAGCUGAGAUCGUCCAUGCGGAAUCAAGUGCGAGCGUACGGCGAGAACCAUACACGGCUCCUCCAAUGCUAUGGAGGACAUACACCAAACGGCUUUGUUUGUGGAACCUUGAACGACCUACAGGGAGACGAAUGAAGGCAUCAGACUUUGUUGUCCAACCGUUAAGCAUGCUGCGGCACCCUUCUGUCGCAUUUCCGGCUCUGUUCUAUGCUGUCACAUACGGGUUUGCCUCCAUUGAACCGGCACUGACACUGACUGCCAUAUUCACGAAGCUAUAUAGAUUUGAUACUGUCAGGAACGGAUUAGCCAGCGGGGUCAGUCUCCUAGUUGGCGGUUCGUUGGGAGAGCUCUGCUCUGGGCCUGUUACGGACUACAUGAUGCGAAGGGCUCGACAGCGUCUUGAAGGCGAUGAUGAGCCACCUGCAGAGAUUCGUCUGCAAGGGAUAUGGACAGGCGCCAUAAUUGUACCCGUCGGUCUACUCAUGUGA
Molecule: messenger RNA, 1182 nt
Organism: Pleurotus ostreatus (oyster mushroom)
Lineage: Eukaryota; Fungi; Basidiomycota; Agaricomycetes; Agaricales; Pleurotaceae
Exons: 7
Coding region: 1-1182 (393 amino acids)
Biological process (GO): transmembrane transport
Molecular function (GO): transmembrane transporter activity
Source: RefSeq, a predicted model, not a curated record